AAUUACUACACAGUUUCCGCGCGCACGAUAGUGCUGCCCCCACACUACCGCUCCUUAUUUGCUUCUGACUGAAAGCUGUCAACCCAGAAGCGAGAGCAAAAAAACCCAAAACUUUUUUUAUUUGACAGCUACCAAACACGAAUUGUCAAAAAGUUUUCUGUUUAUAUUUUCCUUGAGUUAUUCAACCCGCGAUUUCUCGAUCCUGACCGUCCCGCAGUUGCCCAAAACUUGAUCCAAAUGCAACCAAAAUGGACGAGAAUCUCCUUCUACUCGAUUUCAGGCUACUGGUGGAUCGAGCCGCUGAAAUUCUAGGGAAACUAUCGACGGAUCAUAGGAUCGAGGCUGUAAAGUAUGGUCUGGCGACAGUUAAGGCGAAAUAUCCAGAUUUGUUUGAGCAAAUACGACGUGAAUACUGCGGCAAUGAAAGUGGGACUUCGCGCGGGGCUCUUCUGGCCAAGGCAGAGGACGAGCAUAUUUGGGACGCAGUGCAAAGGUCGAGGGUAGCGAGUGAGGUACUGUCCAAGGCGGACCUCAACCAGAACUUCGAGAAAAUCAUGUGUAAAGAAGAGAUGAAAUUCGACGAUGACGAUUUCGACGACCAUAUCCUGGCUUGUGGCAGUAGCGCAACGAGGCUAACAAACAAUUCUGACGACUGCAGUUCGAACGCGAGGCUUGAUUUAAUGAGAAUGCGCUUUCCGGACGAGUCGCAGUGCAACUCCCUAUUUCCCGCCACAACGUCAGAUGCGUCGUUAUCGUCGUUCUCGAUGAUCCCGUCCUACGGGUCCAUGGAGCGACUGAAAAAGCUAAGCCAGAAGCUACAGAACCUGCUCACUGGCCGCUUUCCGACGCAUCUACCCUGGAAGUGGGACCUGCGGAAGUUCAGCUUCUACACUCAUGACUUUUUCACGCAAUUUCUUCGUCGAGACGAAGACUUUAAUCGGAAUGCCUUCAGGCAACAAAUUCUUGCAGCAUUGGAAUUUGCUGUCGAUCACCGGAAGCCUUUUUUAAGAAAUUUUUUAAUUAAACUUGUGCUAUCUGGCGUCAUCAUACCGGGCGUUAGGCCACCUCCUAGGCAAAUUGAAGGAAUCUCACAAAGUGAAGUGUCCAACUCGGUGUCGCGCCCAGAAAAUUCAGUGUCCCCACUAUCAUCAUCAUGUAAUGGUGUUGUCAAAGAAUUCAUGGAUUUAGAGGAGUCCAGUGUAACGGAGGAGACAACUCAAAAUACAGACAGUUCCGAGGAAACCGCUCGCAUCGAGGCGGGCAGCCCAUUGAACAGUAUUCAGGCGGAAGUGCCGAAGGAUAAGGAGAACGGUGUUGCUUCACAGAAUGCUCGGAAACCGAAGGAUAAGCAAACGUACCAGUGUCUGCUGUGCCCGAAAACUUAUCGGAAACGGAAGUCACUGAUCGACCAUUAUAAAAUGCAUCCGGGGUAUUGUCACGAUUGCGGACGACCGAAUGGAACAGUUCUUGAGGAAAUAAUAGAGCACAAUCGAUCAUAUCAUGCAGACGAUUUUCCUUUUAUCUGUGAACUAUGUGGGGAAUCGUAUUCGCGGAGGCAACAGUUCCAUGCACAUGUUGAGGCUCAUAACAAAAAGGAUGUUAAAAGUUAUUCAUGCGGCGAAUGUGGAAUGGAAUUCCCACGUAAGAAAUUACAUCGCCAACAUUUAGAAGAAACUGGCCAUAAGCCGGAUGGUGCAAUAUGUGAGGUGUGCGGGGCUGGAUUCAAUUCAAAAAUUGGUCUAUGCCAGCAUAUGAAUCGCGUUCAUAAAAAGGAUAACUCAUUUGAAUGUCAUAUAUGUCAUAAUCGGUUUACGAUGAAAGCAAAUCUAGAGCGCCACGUUCAGUUGCAUACAGAAAUUAAACGGACAUAUGUUUGUGAUCAGUGUGGCUCGUCAUAUUUUACAUAUCCUGCAUUACGUGAACAUUUCAGUAAUGCACAUACCGAUGUUUCGGAGUGUAAGUGUACGUUGUGCGGCAAAACAUUUAGUUCAGUGAAAUCGUUGCAAAGGCAUCUUCCAUCACACUCUGAAGAGCGACCGCAUACAUGUAAUAUUUGUACUCAGACUUUCAAAUGGAAAACACAUUUAGUUAGACAUAAGCAAACGGUUCAUGGUAAUCAACCAAUGCCUAAAAAACUGAAACGCUUUGCUAAAUGUGAUGAAGAACUAGUACCUGUUGAUAUUCCUCCACCACCAGCCAAAGCAUCGCGAAAAUCUAAUUCUAAACCAAAGGCAACAUCAACAGCAGCGACAGCGAAAGCUUCCGGCGGAGCGAGUACAAAGUCGAAAACAUCAACACCAUCCAGCACCCCAACUACACCACAAUUAGAAUCUCAGAACAAUUUCGCCUUUCCAGUGACAGAGAAUCAUUUAACUUCACCCACAAUAACUCCUAAAAGUAAUCACUUGAUUGAUAUCAAUAGCUUUAAUGCUGGUGCUGAUAACUACCGGUUUGAACCAACUGCGUCGUACACUGCUUCGCAGCAGAUGACAAUGAAAACGGAGGCGCCACAAAUGACGUCUUUCGAUGGUCGUUAUCAGCAAGGAUCUCCACAUGCCCAGCAACAGCAAAUCCACGUACAAUCAUCGCAACAUCAACAUCUUCAUCAGGCUCAGCCGCAUCUUCAACAAGCGCAUCAUCAACAGCCACAAGCUCUCCAUCAUCAACAACAACAUUUACACCAACAUCAACAACCACAACUAUUGCACCAAGCAGCACAUCAUCACCAUCAACAACAGCAACAUCUCUCGAAUCAGAUACUUCAUUCUCAGCAACAAUCUCAUCACCAACAGCCACAAUCUCGAAUGCAAUCUCCUCGACGUCAUAUGCAAUCUCCACAUGGUUUAAUGCAAUCUCCGCAACCGCAUAUGCAAUCCCCGCAGCCGCACAUGCAAUCACCCCAACCGCACCUGCAACAGCCUCAGCCACAUAUGCGGCUCACACAACCGCAACCGCAUCAUCAUCCGCAGCAAACGCAUCUUCAACAACAAACACAACCUCCACAUCUUCAACAUCCUCAGUCGCAUCUUCAACAGCAACAGCCUCAUCUUCCGCCUCCACAGCAUCAACCACCAUCACACCUUCCUCAGCAACAAACUCAACCACAACCUAAUCACCAUACGCAACACGUUCAAUAUACGCCUGAUUGGCACAAUAUCAAUUUCAACGCUGCAACAGCUACAUCGAUAAAUCAAAGAAUGGAUUCAUCCAAGGAGAAAUACUUUCCGGUGAUCGAAGUGACUUCAAAUGACUUCAUUGGGCUUCCGAUGGCUGAAUUGCCAAAAAGUGAACACCAACAACAGCAACCCAUGGAUACGGCGGAGUUGCUCAGUUUUCAGAAUAUGUGGCCUGGAAACAAUCAGCAGAUGAAUUUCAACAACGGCAAUAUUGAAUCGAAUACGUACAACAAUAUUGGUAGUAUUUUGACUAAUCUCGAGCUAAUCGGCAACAAUUCCUCAAUGGAUUUCAACAACUACGAUAUAAUGAGUGAACAUCAAAUGGGCACUCAACAACUCCAGCAUCGUGCAUACAUACACCAGGACAUAGAUCCGAACAGUGGCAAUAUGAAUCACCCAGUGAUCAACUAUGACUAUAAUAGUCAGAAUCAUACAAUUACAGAUUUAUCUAAUACAAUGCAAAAUCAAAAGAACGAUUUUCAAUAUCAUCAAGCAAGCAAUUUCGACCCCUCGGUCGCAACAGGUAGUGGUGGUGUUUUUAAUCAAAAUGAAAACGAUAAGGUCAUACUACCACCGCUCACGGAUUAUAUGCAUCAGGCAACGAUGCAGCAGCAACAACAACAGCAACAACAAGGCGAUGUUAACAUUGUUUAUUAUCCCGUGAAAAAUUGACGAAUAAUGUAUAAAAAGCUAAGAAACAAAUUUUAUUAAUUUUAUUAUUAUUCAAUUUAUUGAUAAUAAAAGGAUUAAAAGUAAAGCAUCUUAUACAUUAAGAAAGGAGGCAAAAGCAUAUGAAAUAGAAAGUAAAAAGCAAAAGAUGAUUAAUUGAUCAUGAAAUGAUUUUUUAUCAAUAAAAAGAUUAUUGGAUUGUAAGAGAAUCAACAAAGUUUAGUUUUUAAGAGCAAAGAAUUUUUUGUUGAAUAAAGAUGUUUUAUUAAUUUUUUGUAAA
This is a messenger RNA of Hermetia illucens (black soldier fly), 4125 nucleotides long. RefSeq lists its product as uncharacterized. Gene Ontology annotation, biological process: regulation of transcription by RNA polymerase II. NCBI's taxonomy places the organism in Eukaryota, Metazoa, Arthropoda, Insecta, Diptera, Stratiomyidae. Gene Ontology annotation, molecular function: RNA polymerase II transcription regulatory region sequence-specific DNA binding; DNA-binding transcription factor activity, RNA polymerase II-specific. The transcript is spliced from 7 exons. The coding region runs from base 249 to 3848 and encodes 1199 amino acids. Gene Ontology annotation, cellular component: nucleus. The record is from RefSeq and is a predicted model, not a curated record.